Mya arenaria is the source of this 2971-nucleotide messenger RNA. RefSeq lists its product as uncharacterized. The record is from RefSeq and is a predicted model, not a curated record. NCBI's taxonomy places the organism in Eukaryota, Metazoa, Mollusca, Bivalvia, Myida, Myidae. The coding region runs from base 194 to 2971 and encodes 925 amino acids. The transcript is spliced from 8 exons.
CAAAUGCGCAUUAUCUGUGAGGAACGAAAAUUGGAUGAGUUGAAAUAAAUGGAAAGCAUUUCAAACAUCUAAACUCGGCUCAUGUUAUCAAUGAUUCAGACAACUGGACUUGUCCCUGUGGUGUUAUUGAAUUUGGUCAUAAUGUAUGCCUUGAACUGGUGAAAUUAAAAAAAUCAGCUAUUAAUGACUAAGCAUGGCUGAGAGUAUCGAGACAAGACAUGACAACUGGCUAAGAGUGGCCUGGGGACUCCUGUACGUAAAAGACGGACUUCAGGAAUACGUAGAUACAAAAGGCAAACAACAGUACCAAACGUUCGUGAACAAUGCCAAUGCAAAGUGUAAUAAUCAAACAUGUGAUCAAUGUCAAAUCAACAGUAAAUGCACAAAUGGCAGAACGAAAGUGACAGGUAAAUCUCCAUUCAGACAAGGCCAUUUCUGUGAUGAAAUGUACAAACAGAUACAAAACAAUCAUGAAAGAAACACUCCGUUGUGGAUAAAUACAGACUCUACGAAAUGGCAGGAUCCACACGUCGGUUACUGGGAGGUUGCCAAGUGUUAUCUCAGUUCUGCUGGCUACUUUGAAAAGACGGGGCCAAAUCAUGUGGACGCUUCAGGACUAUUAAGCAUCUGUAUGAAUAGUGCGUUUAUCAAACAACACAUAACAACUAUUCAGCAUUUUGAAGAGUUGCGAGAUAUAAGGAACAAGACCCUUCAUGAUGCCUACUAUGAGAUGGACGGACAGACAGCAGACGACUGCCUGGACAAGAUGAUUAAAGUACUGGAAGACCCACAGGAACUUAUACAUGAUACGUUUGCUAAGCAAGCCGCUAAUCACAUAAGAAAGAUCAAAGUUAAAACUGAAAAUACACCGACUAUAAUGACGGAAGCUUUACACAAAUGGCUGCGGAUAAACUUUGACGUAGACAAAUUUCUUAAAGAGAUCGAGUGUCUGAUGUAUGAUAGGCUACAAAAGGACCUUAAAGGAUUCAUAGUUGACGAGGUCAAACGUGAAGUAAAACGCAGUUUAGAUGACAGAGGUAACGACGAAAGGGAACAAAAAGUUGAAGAUCUACGUCAACGGCUUGUCAAGUAUUACCAGAAACAACUUAAUAGCACGCCUAUAUCGCCCCUGCUGUCGGACAAGGACGAAAAGCUUGAUAAGUUUUAUGUUCCUCCGAAGAUAUUCGAGAAGGAUCCCAGAAAAGUUGGUACAGAUGCGAAAGAAAAGGGAACUCCUGUGACAUCUUACAGACAGAUGUUCUGUAAAGCAGGUGGAUUAAUGAAACACGUGUUUAUUGUCGGCGAGGCCGGGAUGGGAAAGUCUUCCUGUUCCGCAAUGUGUGCCCUGAAAUGGGCCAAUCAGUUUUCAUCAACGAAAACGUCAAAUGCCACGGACGAAAAUGCUUCACAUCAAACGCCAUUUAAGCGUCUCCGGUCGAAAUGGCAACAUCCUACAAAUAUAAACAACGAUCGUGCGUAUACUUUCUUACCCGAAAAAGAGCAGAAUUAUCCUUUUCAGGACGAUUCUUUCUACAAGAAAAUCGAGUUUUUAUUUCACCUCCAUCUAAGAGAUAGUAGUGAACUCUGUCACAUGACGGACAUGAUACGAGAUCAGCUGGUCAGCCGAAUUUACCAAGAAGACGUGAUGGCUGAUGCUUAUUCAACUAUGAUGCAUGUACUGUCCGAUUACAAAUGCGUGAUCAUUGCAGAUGGUCUGGAUGAAUGGUCCCAUCCUUAUGGCACAAACUGCAAAUGUACAAGAGAAGACAAAGUAGUCCCAUAUUUAGCGCCAACCAUAGAUGCAAUUGUUGUGAUAACAUCACGACCAUGGAGAAUGUCACAGCAACGCGUUCAAGACACGAAAAUAGACAAAUAUCUAGAGAUAGAGGGAACUGCAGAUGUACAAUUACUGGUUCAGAAAAUUUUGAAUAGUCUUAAUGAAACAGUAUCGGAAAAGAAAACAUUAGAUGAUUUCGUUAAGUUUGUUGACAUAAUGAAACUCAAAUGUCUUCUAUCGGUACCUAUUGUAUCAAUGUUGCUUGUCUGCUUGUGGUUUCAGGAAAUGCCAGAAUCGAGUUCCCUGUGUGAUAUAUACGCAUGUUUUAUUGAAAUGAUGUUUGGUCGAAAAAAAUGGCAUGUGACUGUGGUACCGCAGACCAAUAUUCAGUUACCGCGAUGUUUCAAGAAAACAACUUGUAUACAGAACAACUACAACAUAGUGAAGAAGAUGGCUGAACUUGCUUUUACAAAAUUAUUUUCGAAUGACCGAACUUCGUUGUUGGUGUUUAAGGAAGUCGACAUUUUGGCGCAGGAUAAUCUUGUGUUUCUUUUAAAAUCGGGAAUAUUGCAAGAAACUAAAUCAGCAUCUUUAAUAAGAAAAGAAUCGAGUUACUCGUUUAUUCACAAGACUGUUCAAGAGUUCCUUGCUGCAAUACACCUGUUUUAUCAUCCAGAUGACUUACACAGUGUAUUAUCACCCAUUUAUGAGGAGAACGGUGAAAUUUCGGAUAUUUCACAGGUGUUUGUCUUUAUGUGCGGUCUGAACAUGGAGAUAGCAAAUGAGAUGACUGCCAUGAUAUCGAACAAUAUAUCCCUAGACAAUCUGUCUUUCGUGACUGAAACAAGGGUCAUUCAACUUCAGUCGACCAUUGCAUCGGGUUAUAAGGAGGCCAAAGCCAGUCAAGUGUAUCCGACCGCCACCCUUGUUACAAAACAAGACCCCAUUGUUCAUUUCCAUAGGGAGACCGCCACCCUUGUUACAAAACAAGACUCCAUUAUUCAUUUCCAUAGGGAGACAGCCACCCUUGUUACAAAACAAGACCCCAUUGUUCAUUUCCAUAGGGAGACCGCCAUCCUUGUUACAAAACGAGACCCCAUUGUUCAUUUCCAAAGGGAGACCGCCACCCUUGUUACAAAACGAGACCCCAUUGUUCAUUUCCAUAGGGAGACCGCCAUCCAUGUUACAAACUAG